Molecule: messenger RNA, 3207 nt
Organism: Halichondria panicea
Lineage: Eukaryota; Metazoa; Porifera; Demospongiae; Suberitida; Halichondriidae
Exons: 1
Coding region: 1229-2407 (392 amino acids)
Source: RefSeq, a predicted model, not a curated record
ACUGUUCUUGUAAGUAAACGUUACUUUUCUUGCUAAAGUGAACUAGAUUAUAAUUAUAGGUUCUGUCUUUUCAAAUUUUGUAGAAUCAAAAGUGGCCAAAAUAUAGCUAUACGCUAAUUUUCCUUUCCGUUUGGCCCUAAUAAAAGUGCAAGCUUAGGCUAGAAUUAAAGUAAUUGUGGUUUAAAUUUGCUGUUUGUCAAUUCUCUGAUGCAAGUACACUGCAAUUCACUGUACAAAUGAAGCGACCUUGACUACCUUUACCUGCAUGCAGUGCAAGCAACAACCACAAAAAUAAUAUCCACGAAAUGAUUAAAUGUUGCUCAACCACGAAUUUUUUAUCCCCGAAAAUUACCCGCUAUACGAAAAGAUAAAAGUACGUUAUUUUAAUAACUGCUUACCUAUACCGAAUGAUUCUCACUAAAAUUUCAUUUGCUAUAUAUACCUCACCCGAUUCACAUACAGAUUUCUGCAGCAGGUUCUCCCCACUGACCUCCUCUUUUUCAUUAGUAACCCAAUCCAGCCAUAUAUACUCUAGUGAAACCCCUCCCCUUCUUUCAAACAAUUACCGGAAUAUGCAGGAGACCCUUAAUGUUUUCGGCAUCCUCAAAGUACCGCAUGCACUCUCUUCCUCUCUAUAUCGUUUGUUAUAGUAUGCAUUUUACUGUGCUAAUUCACUCCUUGUCCACGUAUGCAUUCGCUUUGCUAAGAAUUUAGAGCUAUAAUAAUUAUGUAAACUCCCACCCUUCACAACAUACCACGGUAUAGUUAAGCCUCCCUCUACAGCAAGUAUAUAGAAGAGCACUUGCUGUUGCAUGUGAGCUAAUUUUGAGCGUAGAAAAUCCUUCGCAACAUUUCCAUGGUUUCAUUGAGUGUAACCAUUCAUGGUCAUUGCAAGCUCUAUGCACUUCUCAGUAAUGAUUGUGUACUGUACACAAGCUUGUAGAUAUAAUCAUUGUGCCCUUAGAACCAUAUACAAAUUACACGUAUGAUUGCAUUCCUGGUGUCGUAGUGCACACUUACCAUUACGUGGUUUAUACGCUUACAUGUUCGUGACCAGUGACGUGCGAACAUUCGGUUCUUAUAUGUGUGUGGAUUCAAUUGAAUGAACAGUGUGUACUCACAAUUAUAAUUAUAGCAGCUAAUAAUUAUAAGUGGGCUAGUAUAUAGUUCUCUAGAAGAGAAAAUUACAGUAUAGAAACUACUGAGCAAGCAAGGAGUGAUAAUUAUAAUGGAAGUUAUCAGUCACGCAAAUGCUGCAUAUGGUCUUACAAGUAAAGUUGGGGAGGUGCAUGUUUACGAAUCAGUGCCACAGCAACGUAGUAUCCUCCCACAAGAUAACAAAGAAAAAGACCUCGAUCCAGCAACAGGCAAAAAAGUAUCAGUCAAAGGGAAGAAAGUGCGUGUGAAGUGCUAUGUCCUAGUCACCAUCUUAGCUCUAGUGAUAGCUGUCCUUUCUCUGAUAGUUGCUUUGGUAGGAGUGAGCUUUGCUUCAGUAGAGUUGAUUAACCAGCAAACUCAACUGAGCAACUCAAACCAACAGAUUCAAAUUCUCUUCCAAGCUGAUCGAAACCUUACAGAAAUACUGCAAUUGCACGUGGGCACUGUAAGUCAUCCAGUCAGCUCUUGCAGUGAAAUACCUCAAUACAAACCAUCUGGAGAAUACUGGAUUGCAACUAACAGUACUAGCUCUCCUGUUCAAGUCUACUGUGACAUGAACCCAACAAGCUGUAGCUGCAGCACUGCAGGAGGAUGGAUGAGGGUAGUCAACCUCGACAUGACUGACUCCAACCAAAAAUGCCCAGAUGGAUUCAGACUGGUGAACAGCACAACACCACCACUGCGUACUUGUGGCAGACCUGGACCAGCAGGAUGUGUGUCUACUGCCUAUCCAACUUAUGGGGUGGAGUACUCUCGAGUUUGUGGGAGAGUGAUUGGCUAUCAAGACAAGACUCCAGAUGCUUUUGAUCCAUAUUUCGAUAACAGGACACUGUCCAUUGAUGAUGUUUACGUUGAUGGUGUGAGUGUAACUCAUGGACAGUCGCCUCGUCAGCAUAUCUGGACAUUCGCUAAUGCUCACGAUGAAGCACAUUCAAAUCACUGGGUGUGUCCCUGCACAAGACCCGAUCUUAUCUACGCUGGAGUUGUACCUCCCUUCAUCGGUCAGAACUACUUCUGUGAAACUGGAAGUCGACAAGCAGCUAGUUAUAUCUUUUACCCUGAUGAUCCACUCUGGGAUGGUCAUGGAUGUGCAAGUGACAGUACUUGCUGUGAGUUCAACAGCCCACCAUGGUUCUGCAAGCAACUUCCCCAGUCGACAAAAGAUGAUAUCGAGUUGAGGAUUUGUGGGAAUGAAAACAUCGAAAAUGAAGACAUUUUACUACAGCUAGUGGAUAUCUACAUUCAUUAAAUUUUAUAUACGUACUUAGCAAUAGUUUAGUAUUUAUAUAAUAGUGUUGGAGCCACAGCACAUAUAGUAUUAGAUUUCUAGAAAUUCUCGUAUUGUUAGGUCUAGUUUCAUGGUACUGUUAGGUCUAGUUUUCAUGGUACUGGUAUUUUAUGUAGCUAACAGUCGAAUUAUUUUACUGCAACGUUUACACUCUAGCAAUUUUGUUUACGCAUGCAAGCAUAGCUACAGCAAUUAAGUUUGUACUAAACGUUGCAUCAAUAAUGAAUGAAGUUAUUAGUCAUAGAAAUGUUGCGUAUGGUAUUAACAGUAACAGAGAGGACAACUCUUAUGAAACAGUCUCACCGGAUGAUAGCACCCUCCCACAAGAUAACAUAGAAGAGGAGCUCGAUCCUACAACAGGCAAAGAAAUGUCGGUCAAAGUGAGAGUGAAUCGCUAUUUUAUAUUGGUUCUAGUUAAUUUUUUAAUUUUAUAUGAUUCAACAAAUUUGUGCGGAGGUCAACAGAAAUAGCUAUAAAUACUAAUCUGAGACCUGAUACUAUAAUAAAAUACAGACAGAGAACAGUAUAGUUAAUAACAAAAGAGUCAGAGAGAUUAUAAUUUAGAUUUAAAAGUUUGUAGCGAAAUUCCAUCCAGAUUGAAAUUCAGGUUAUUCCAGGCUGAGGUAGUACUUAGAAGAUUGAAACUGGUUUGUUUUAGCAAACUGGACAGAUCAAUAAUUGUUGGGUGUUCUGGUGUCUGUGCGGGUAUUGGUGGUAUACUUGCUCGAAUGGUGGAGAUUCAAAGAGCACAUCCCCUGAAA